AUGAAUAUCAUUAUAAAACAAUUAAAAGGUGGCGAAUGUUGUCUAGAGGUAUCUCCAGCGACAAAAAUAUUAGAAAUUAAGAAACAAAUCGCUACAGAAUUGAGGAUACCCAUCGAGGAGCAGAAAUUGCUUCUGUUAGGUCGAGCUCUGGCAGACGAUCAGACAGUACAAUCUUAUCCAUCUAUCAAAAAUGGAACGAAACUAAAUCUUGUAGUGAAAAAACCAGAAGGCUUAUUAGAAGCUUCUAUUAAAUAUUUCAAAAAAAAUGGUAUGUCAGACACCGAAGCAAGGAAUGCAGCUAACAAUUUGCUACAAGUAGUUGAUGAAAAAUUCAACAAUUUAUCCUGGGAUGACGUUGAAAGGUUGAGUUUUGACUGUAUGUUAGAGGAGUGUGGCCAUCCGCGGCCCGCGGUGGAUCCCGACCAGGAUAUGGAUUGUGAUGAGGCGUUUGGAUUGUGA
Molecule: messenger RNA, 459 nt
Organism: Danaus chrysippus (African queen)
Lineage: Eukaryota; Metazoa; Arthropoda; Insecta; Lepidoptera; Nymphalidae
Source: the annotation of a GenBank genome assembly